This is a messenger RNA of Macrosiphum euphorbiae (potato aphid), 1914 nucleotides long. Lineage: Eukaryota; Metazoa; Arthropoda; Insecta; Hemiptera; Aphididae. The record is from the annotation of a GenBank genome assembly.
AUGCAUUGUAUUCCCAUUUGGCUUCAUAAAAUACAAGAUAAAGAUAAAAUUCAACAAUGUAUUUACAGUAUUUGCUUCAAUAUUGAUGGUUCCCAAUUACUUAUAACGGCAGGUCAUGAUGUCUUUCUCUAUAGAUCUAUUGAUGGACAUCUUUUACAUACUUUAAAAGGACACAAAGAAAACGUUAUUUGUUUGACAAAUGCUAAAAAUGGCAAAUAUUUUGCUUCCGGCUCAGCAGAUAAAUCAGUUAUUCUUUGGUCAUCUAAAUUUGAACCAGUUGGAAAAUACAACCACAAUGACACAGUUCAGUGCAUGGAUUUCAAUUCAAUUACUCAUCACUUAGCAAGUUGCAGUUCUAUGGAAUUUGGAUUAUACUCCUUAGAACAAAAAUCUGUUCAAAAAUAUAAAAUCUCGUUUAAAAUAAAUACAUGUGCCUGGUCAACAGAUGGCCAAUCAUUAGCCCUUGGGUGUGAUAAUGGAUGUAUUUCCUUACGUAAUCGAAGCGGAGAAGAAGUUGCAAAUAUUGAGCUAUCUGAUGGACAAUCGGUUUGGGCAAUUGUGUGGUUAUCAUCUAGGUAUAAUGAAGAUGAAAUAUUAUGCAUUACUGAUUGGGGACAAAAAUAUCAUUAUAAUAAAAAUGGUUCUGAAACUUUAAAGAAUAAAAACAUACAUAUAGAAGCUUUAACAAUUAAAACCCUAAGUAAUGAUUCCUAUUUAUUAAUUGGUGGUUGUAAAGGAAAAUGCUCCAUAUUUUCUAUUGAUGGAAUAAGAUUGAGUGAAUUUGAAGACAAGCACAGUUGGAUUUGGGCCUCUUCUGUGCACCCACAUUCAAAAUAUGUAGCGUUAGGUUGUCAAGAUGGAACAUUAGCGUAUUACAAAAUCGAGUUCAGUGUAAUUCAUGGACUUUAUCAAGAAAAAUAUGCAUACAGGGAAAAUAUGACAGAUGUUGUUGUUCAAGAUUUAGUUACAAACAAAAAAGUGCGAAUAAAAUGCAGAGAUUUGAUUAAAAAAAUUGCAAUUUAUAGAGAUCGAUUAGCUGUUCAAUUACCAUCAAAAAUUGUGGUAUAUGAAUCAUCUUUAAUUCAAACAUCUGAAAUGCACUAUAGGAUCAAAGAAAAAUUAGCUGAAAAUGCUGUUUGUAAUCUACUUGUAGUUUGUUCAAAUAAUUUAGUUUUGUGUCAAGAAACAAGACUUCAAUGUUUAUCACUAGCUGGUAUAUAUGAACGUGAAUGGACAAUGAAUUCUGUUGUGAAAUAUUUAAAAGUUAUUGGAGGUUCUCCUGGCAAAGAACAAAUUUUAGUUGGAUUACAUAACGGACAAGUCUUAAUGUUACGCGUUAAUAGUUUAGUUGUGCAACAAUUAUUUAAUGUGACUAAAAGUGUCCGUUGUUUCGAUGUUAAUAUAUCAAUGGACAAAGCAGCUAUUGUUGAUGAUGAAAACGUGUGUUCAUUUUUUGAUAUGAAAUCAAAAAAGCUUCUUUUUCAAGAGUCUGAUAUUACAAGUGUGGUUUGGAAUUCAAAAUUUUCAGAGAUGGCAUGUUUUUCGGGUAAACAUAUAUUUAAUAUCAAAGUUGAUGAAUUUCCAGCUCAUCAGCAACGUAUCAUAGACAUGUUAAUUGGCAUGUGGGGUUCUAAAAUAUUUUCUCUAAAUGAUUCUAUAGUAUCUGUUAUUGAAGUUGCAUUAUCAGUUCCAUUAUAUCAAUAUUUAGAAAAAAAAUAUUUUAGCAAAGCAUAUCAAAUUGCCUGUCUUAAUGUCACUGAUACUGAUUGGAAAAUAUUAGCUAGAGAAGCCUUAGAUCAUUUUGAUUUCUUAAUUGCCAAGAAAGCUUUUGCUAAUAUUAAUGAAUUAAAAUACUUGGAGCUAAUUACACUAUACGAAAAAGAAGAAACAAAUGGUUCUCUGAUAUCCUCUUAA